CGAUGCCAGUGGAAAAUUUCUGGACAAAGUCGGCGAUCGGGAGGGAUAUUUAUCCGAACGUAGCUUCCUUUAGGUUGAAUUUGAAGGAUUGAGAAGGGGGGAAUGGCGGGGGCUGUGACGGCGGCGUCGCAGUCUGUGUUGGCGGUGCAGUCGCGGCGGAUAGUCUAUCGACCUAGCUCAGUUGCAGCCCCGAUUGGCGGCGGCUCGUUUUGUUCCUCGAACGUCAAGCUUGUCUCAAAUUUUCCGAGGAUUAAUUUGAGGUGCAAUUGUAGUUCUGGUGAUUCAGGUGAGAACCAGAGCAGAACAAUUCUAGAUGCAUUUUUCUUGGGGAAGGCUGUGGCAGAAGCUGUCAACGAGCGGGUAGAGUCGGCUGUGGGAGAGUUUCUUAGCGUCAUCGGCAGACUGCAAGCCGAGCAGCAGAAGCAGAUUCAAGAAUUUCAGGACGACGUGCUAGAAAAAGCUCAACGGGCAAAAGAACAAGCUGCCCGCGAAGCUAUGGGAUCACAGGGACUUUUCCGCAAAACAGCUUCAUCUUCGACUGUCAAUGGCGUCGCUUCGGAUGCUGUGUUGUCAUCAUCAUCAUCAUCAUCAGCCUCAAUCUCUGAGGUAAAGGAGGAGGAGGACUGACUGUUCAAAUGGAGGCAAGUAAGUAAAAGUAUCUGCUGUUGAUUAUAUAUAAGUUUUGAAUCAUUUGAACACAAUUGAGUUUUUGUUCCAUCAUAUUUGAACAACAAUCAUAUAUCAUCCUUCCCAUUUCUAACUUCUUCUUCCACAACAAUCUAAGCAUCGCUAUCACUGCUCACCAAAAUUUAAGGAACCUAGUUGAACAAUGAGAUAUUGUUUCAUUA
Messenger RNA from Andrographis paniculata, 848 nucleotides. RefSeq lists its product as uncharacterized. Bases 103 to 627 code for a protein of 174 amino acids. Gene Ontology annotation, cellular component: chloroplast thylakoid membrane. Gene Ontology annotation, biological process: thylakoid membrane organization. The transcript has 3 exons. The record is from RefSeq and is a predicted model, not a curated record. NCBI's taxonomy places the organism in Eukaryota, Viridiplantae, Streptophyta, Magnoliopsida, Lamiales, Acanthaceae.